AUGGCCGCGGCACUUCCCGUCUUCGAAGGGCUUCGAUGCGCCACGACGAGCAGCUCGAUUAUUUUGUCUGAGGAUGUCGAGUUUCUCGGCAAGACGGGCGAUCUCGUGAGCGUCCGGGCUGGGGAGCUCAAGCUUGAGGCCGAAAGAAAAGAGAACGAGAAGAGGAAAUUGAGAGAGGAUGCUGAAGCUCUGGCACGGGAACUGCAAAGACUAGGACCUCUCAGCGUGAAGCGUAAGCGUGGAAUGGCCAGGCUGAUUUUCGGAACGAAAAUCGACAAAAGGAACAUGACCGUCCCCGAAAUCCGAGAGAUUGGAACGUACACAGCCGAGGUCAAGUUGCAUCCCGAAGUAACAACUCAAGUAAAGAUCACCGUGGUGGGAAGCUGA
Messenger RNA from Selaginella moellendorffii, 387 nucleotides. Its product is annotated as 50S ribosomal protein L9, chloroplastic. Lineage: Eukaryota; Viridiplantae; Streptophyta; Lycopodiopsida; Selaginellales; Selaginellaceae. Gene Ontology annotation, molecular function: structural constituent of ribosome. The coding region runs from base 1 to 387 and encodes 128 amino acids. Gene Ontology annotation, biological process: translation. Gene Ontology annotation, cellular component: ribosome; mitochondrion. The transcript is spliced from 5 exons. The record is from RefSeq and is a predicted model, not a curated record.